Messenger RNA from Xyrichtys novacula (pearly razorfish), 2122 nucleotides. NCBI's taxonomy places the organism in Eukaryota, Metazoa, Chordata, Actinopteri, Labriformes, Labridae. The record is from the annotation of a GenBank genome assembly.
AUGGAGAACUCCAGCCUGUUGGGCGGCGACGCACAGAGCGCUGGGUUGGUAGACUUUUUGUUUUCGGAAGAUUCUCUGCCGGACACUGCCAUGGCUGGACUAGGGGCCAGUGGUGCCUUCUUACUUGAGGGCAGCGCAUUCAGGAUUGCCGCUGGAGAUGGAGCUGGAGCUGAAUUUAUGGCCGCCCCGCCGACGGAAUCCCCGCACCUGAUGCCCGCCUUUUGGGAUUCCCCGCUCAGCCAUGGUAUCAAUGUGUUUGUGGGACUUGUGCUUUGUUUCACCAUGCUGGGGCUGGGCUGCACCGUGGAGGUGAGCCAGCUCGGGGAGCACAUCCGCAGACCCAUCGGGGUGCUGCUGGCUCUGGUGUGUCAGUUUGUGAUCAUGCCUUUGGUGGCCUUCCUCUUGGCUUUAACCUUCUCUUUGGAUGAUGUGGCUGCGAUGGCUGUUCUGCUGUGUGGCUGCUGUCCGGGGGGAAACCUGUCAAAUAUAAUGUCUCUGCUGGUGCACGGAGAGAUGAAUCUAAGGUAGAUAUUUUCUCCAUCUGUAGAAAAGCAUGUAAUCUAUAAAGUGAGUCUGUGGACGAUUCCACCAGAUUGAAAUGUGUUGUGCGCGUAAUAUUAAGGCAAUUACGCACGAGAAAACUUGGAUUUUGGAAGGCUUUACGCACGACUUAAAGUUAGACAUGCGUCCUUCGAGCCAACUACUUGGUCCCAGUGUGAGACUGUUUUCGUUAAGUUUGACUAACAUCCUCUCUAUGAAGCUCUAACAGUGCGUCUUUGCUCCCCUCUCUCCAGCAUCAUCAUGACCAUCUCUUCCACUCUGCUGGCACUCGUGCUGAUGCCGCUGUGUCUGUGGAUCUACAGCCGGGCCUGGAUCAACACACCUGUGGUUAACCUCAUGCCCUUCGGGGCCAUCAUCCUGACCCUUUGCAGCACCCUUAUCCCGAUCGGUUUAGGAGUGAUGCUGAGGUAUCGCUACACGCGGGUGGCCGAUGUUGUUUUGAAGGUAAUUAAGGAGUUCUUUCUAAGAGUUACUUUUGGACCAAAUGCGUCACUUAUAAUUAUUACCUUCUGCGUCAUUUGGAUCCGGAGCACUUUCUGCCAAGAAGCAUAUUUGCGCAAAAGCGCACUGCGUAAUUAUCCUUGCCCGUCACAGAUGCUGACGGCAGGAAAAGUGACAUCAGUGGUAGUGUGUCCGGAAGAGCUCCUCCUCCUCAUUUCUGAUAAAAGCAUCACUUAAGGCAGGGCCACGUCAGUGACAAAAGACAGAACCUGGAGCAGGAAAGAUGCCCUGAUGUGGAUCGCAGUGCUCUGUGCAAAAAGUCAAUUCUGCUCUUAGGUUAAAAAUUAAAGUUUUUCAGAGGAUGCACUGUCUUUAUACAAAGUAUACAAAGUUGGCACCUAUCACCUUUUAAUGAUAAAGAGCAUCAGUGUCUGGCCUUAAGUGGGCAUGAUGUGGAAAAUUUAUGGAGAGGGAAAAUGCUACAAUAUCUUUUCUGAUAAUGAUUAUAAUCUUUACCACUUUCUUCCAGACUCUAAGCAGAAGAUAUCUAAAGUCUUCUUCCACAUUAAUCCUAUUCAUCCUGAUUCUUUUCCAGGCCUCUCUGUGGUCUCUGCUGAUCACUCUUGUGCUGCUCUUCAUCCUCACUGGAGCAAUGCUAGGACCUGAGCUCUUGUCCACCAUCCCGCCCUCCGUGUACGUGGUGGCUAUCCUUAUGCCUCUGUGUGGCUACGCUGCAGGUUACGGCCUUGCUGUCCUCUUUGACCUGCCCCCAAACAGCCGAAGGGCUGUCUCCCUGGAGACCGGCUGCCAGAAUGUGCAGCUGUGCACCGCCAUCCUGAAGCUGGCCUUCCCCCCUCAGCUGAUGGGAGGGAUGUACAUGUUCCCCCUGCUGUAUGCCCUGUUCCAAGCAGCUGAGGCUGGUAUCUUCAUCCUGGCCUACAGGGUAUACAGGAAGAAGGUCCUACAGAAACCUGAUCCCAUGCGGGACAACGAGGACACAGAUAUAACGUACCAGAGGUUUGAGGAUGAGGACUUUGACUCUUCCUAUGGGGCUGUGACAGUGAGCAACCCAAACAACAUCAUGCUGGAUCCCUGCCCUCCUGAUCCAACUCCUGUUUAA